GUCUAAAAAUCUAUAGAGAAUUCAGUACUCACCGAAUAAAAUAAUAAUCACAAUAACAAGAAGAAGAAUUUAUAACAUUCUUGAUUGAUAUCGUAGACUAAAGUGAUCAUCACAUCUGCAUGAGAGGCGCCUAGUAUGCAGCAUCCAAGUCCCAGGUCUCGUCAUCUUCCUUCGAAUCCGUGUAAACGCGCAUUUCACCUCAUGUGUGCGCAUCAGUUCCGCUUCUGACUAUACAGCGCGUUGCUCACCUUAAAGGACUGAUGCACCUGCUACUGUAAACAUCCUUCAUCCGUGGAGGUACACGUCGCCAUAUGAGCCCAAGUAAAAACGAAUGUUAAAAUAACGGCAUAACACCAGCAGUAUUUCUCGAUAUUGCUUCUUUGGUUGCUGAGUACCUUUAUCAUUUAUAUGGACGAGUAUUUAUUGACUGAUGCUGACGUCAAUAUUAUUUCGAAUUUAUAUUCUUUGUCUUACUUUUUAUAGCUACCUACAGCUAUUUCUAUUUGAGCAUUUCAUAUCUUUCCUUGUUCUGCUUUUACACAUUUAAAACAGGGUAAAAAUCUGUUAUAUUUGUGGGUCGUUGUAUGAAUGACAGUGAGCUUUGUCUUCCAUUGAAAUCCAUUUCCCGGGGUAGGUGAUACCAAGCCCUCAUGGGCAGUGUUCUGGCCGUGUCUUCCGCUCCGGGCCAUCAGAACUGGCCCUUCUCCACAGACCCAGCACCGUCUCGCUGGGACAAUCAUCCUGCUCACUGGGACAGUCCACCGCGCUGGGAGAGGAGAGAUGGACGUCUCCCUAACCCCGGCAGCUUUCACUCCCUUCAUAGGAGCUGCAAAGAUGUGUUUCCUCAACAAAUUGAAGGAGUCAAGAUGAUUGUGAAUAAAACCCUCAGCAGCUUCUUCAAGGUCAGUCAUGCUCUUCACCUCAGUGCUGUUAACCCUUCCUACUACCGAUUCCAUGUGGAGCAUCUGCAGUCUGAUGAUUACAGCAAGGACAAGGAUGCUCCCGCGUUGAUCGGCGAAAUGGAUUCUUCAGGGAGUCUGAAUGCUCAUGCUUUGUUGCACCUCACGGAGAGAGUACGGGCCAGAACCGUGUUCCAGACGCAGCAGUCUCAGUUUGUAACGUGGCAGUUUGAAACCGAAUACAGAGGAAACGACUUCACUGCGGCUGUGACCGUCGCUAACCCAGACAUCCUGAGAGAGUCAGUCAUUCUUGUGGCACACUUCCUGCAAAGUGUCUCUUCCGGUCUGGUGUUGGGUGGAGAGCUGGUCUACCACAGAGGAAGGGCAGAGGAGGGCGGAAUCCUCACCUUGGCUGGACAGUACACCAGACCCAACUGGACAGCGACGCUGAACGCUGGGAAAGGAGGUGCACAUGCCAGCUACUAUCACAGAGCUAACAAACAGAUCCAAGUAGGGGUUGAGUUCGAAGCCAGCACUAGGACGCAGGAAACAACCACUUCACUUGGCUACCAGAUGGAGCUCCCAGAAGCUAAUAUGGUCUUCAGAGGAAUGGUAAACAGCCGAUGUAUAAUAGGAGGAGUACUGGAGAAGCGACUGACUCCACUUCCUGCCACCCUCAUCAUGGGCGCUUUUGUAAACCACCGUGGUGACAAACUGCAAGUGGGUCUGGGUGUCAACGUGGGCUAGUCCUCCACCGUCUCUGCCGAGGCGUCGCCAGAAACACCAAAUUCCGCCCAGAGAUGCACAGUACUGAUGAAACCAUGACUGGGAUAUUUGUUGUGACUGUUUGGGUCUUGAACACCAAACUGUUUACAGCAGUCUACCUCUUCACAUUGAGGUGAUUUUUUUUAAAAGGUUAUAACAAUUGAAUGCAUAUUGCCUUCUGGAAAAAUAUUACUGCAUAAACCUUUUUUAUAAAUAUAAAUAAAACCUUAUCAUAAAUAUAUUAUAACAUUUUAUUUGAGCACAAAUGCUUUGCUUC
This is a messenger RNA of Synchiropus splendidus (mandarinfish), 1941 nucleotides long. RefSeq lists its product as uncharacterized. The record is from RefSeq and is a predicted model, not a curated record. Gene Ontology annotation, cellular component: mitochondrial outer membrane translocase complex; mitochondrial outer membrane. Bases 651 to 1646 code for a protein of 331 amino acids. The transcript is spliced from 10 exons. Gene Ontology annotation, molecular function: transmembrane protein transporter activity. Gene Ontology annotation, biological process: protein import into mitochondrial matrix. NCBI's taxonomy places the organism in Eukaryota, Metazoa, Chordata, Actinopteri, Syngnathiformes, Callionymidae.